UUUACAUCUAACUUCCAUAUUCCUGAUAUGUUGGAUAUGGAUAUCUAUAUUUAUUGUUAACAUAAAAUAUAUGAAGUGGUUGACAUGUUCAUGUGAAGCUAAGAAUCAACCUCGGUUGAUCUUGACUCCAGUUACCCCGUACUUCUCUAUUAUCUUCAUUAUUCAUUAAUUAUUCCAACUCCCCAACACAUCACAAUGCCAGAUUCUACUCUCCUCAAAGUAGCCGGCUACGGCUCCAUUAUUGUCUCGCUCCUGCACGCGGCCUCCGGAAGAAAAUUCCAGCGCUUGCGUGAAUUCCAAACCCUCCCAGAUGUCGCCUACACAUUCAGCAUGAGCGCCUGGUACCAGGGCAGCGGCUACCUCAUACUAGCUGGCCUGCUGAAUUUCCAAUGGGCGCAGGAUCCCAGUCUUUUGGAGCAGCCCCUGGGCCGCGCCAUGGCUUCGGUGCUUUCGGUUAUUGCCUGGUCGGCUUCGGGGUGGUAUCUGUUCAGGGGCCUUACGGUUGAUGGGGUUAUUAUAGCGGCUGCUGGGUUGUUCCAAGCGUGGGCGGCGCUGAAAUAAGUCGGGGGUUAAGGAUCGACAAAGUAAUCUUAUAUACAAUCUCCAACACUUAGGAGUAUUGUUGUAUUAAAAGCUCAGAUACAGUGAGGACUUCCUGAAUAGCUUAACGUCAAGUUUCCUCGGACUGUCCUGCAUGAUGCAUUUCAAGUCUUAGC
Molecule: messenger RNA, 716 nt
Organism: Aspergillus versicolor CBS 583.65
Lineage: Eukaryota; Fungi; Ascomycota; Eurotiomycetes; Eurotiales; Aspergillaceae
Exons: 3
Coding region: 196-561 (121 amino acids)
Source: RefSeq, a predicted model, not a curated record